Molecule: messenger RNA, 3840 nt
Organism: Meira miltonrushii
Lineage: Eukaryota; Fungi; Basidiomycota; Exobasidiomycetes; Exobasidiales; Brachybasidiaceae
Exons: 1
Coding region: 476-3607 (1043 amino acids)
Biological process (GO): regulation of DNA-templated transcription
Cellular component (GO): nucleus
Molecular function (GO): transcription cis-regulatory region binding; DNA-binding transcription factor activity
Source: RefSeq, a predicted model, not a curated record
CAUAUACUUGCGCGGCGCGCGCGCGUCACUGUAUUGAUGCCCCCCAGUCAGUCACUCUUUUCGGUCAGAGGAGUUUUUUCCCUUUUAAUUACACGCACACAAUCAGUGUACCGGAUCUGCUCCACGCAAAUACACACACAUACCGCAUACGUAGUAGAUAUUCGUUUUUUAUGUUGAUCGAAUCAAGAGAAAGAAUGUGUGGAUGGAUUAGACUGCAGAGACAUCUUUCUUCUUCUUCUUGAUCAAAGCCAUCGGUAAUCCCGUCUGAUCAACAUCAUCAUCCUUUCAGAAGCUUGUGAACGAUCUUUCAGUUACCUCUUUUUCAUCAAAGGAACACCUUACACAACCUUACACCAACACUUCAACAGAAAGGAAACGCUUGAUGUUUUAGUCAUAUAACUUAUCGAAUACAUCUCGCUAUUCGUGCCGAUAUAACAAAUAUAAUCAACACUUUCGGUAUCUUCUUUCGCCUUUAAUGUUUGCGACGGAUAAAAAGAUCUCUAGCGACGGUCGUGCCCCUUUGACUCCGCCUAGAAUGAACAACAGUUUACCUACUCCACCCACUUCGCAUAUCGAAUUAUCCAAUUCAACUCAACCGCCAAGAGGAACAUCCACAAAUUCGGAACAUCAUAUUCGUAUUGGAGAACCAUCCUCUUCAUCUCCUCCUCAAACCGUUCAUCAUCCAUCGCAAUCUCCUCCGCCAUCCAGUAUGGGAAACGGAGGUGAAGAUGCAGAGGCAAGUCCAUCUGUCGUUGCACAUCAUCGGAAGGUCAAGAGGAUAAGUUCUGGAGCAGCACCACACACAGCAGAUGAAUCAGUUCAGACGGAAGAAACAACAUCUCAUCAAGAGAGAGGAAGAUCAAGACAGCCACGUCAAAAUGGUCAUGCCCAUUCUCCAUCAAGGUCAAGGACGCCGUCUCCGAUUCUAGGGUCCGUGACUGGAGGAACGGAUGGUCGUCUCUCAUUUCAUGCAGCCCUGGAACCAACUCCAGAAGAAGUCCGAUCGCUCUUGUACGGUGAUGCAGACGGGGAGGAUAUAGCCAGACCCCGAUCGGUCGGGAAGGAAGAGAUGAACGGUCUAAUGCAAAGCUUGGCAGGUAUGGGACUUGAUAAUGUCGACGAAGAGAUGCAGUCUAGUGGCAGCUCAGUUUCACAAGAAAGACAAUUGGCAUCGAUGGUGAAGAAGCUCAUCAAACAUGCACAAAAGCAAGAUGAAUACAUUGAUCACAACGAAGAAGCAUUGCACAAUACAAGACUUCGUUCGAUCGCCAUGCUUUCGUCUUUGCGAACAACAUUUGCUCAUUCAUAUGCUGCAGAAUUUGAAUUGAGAGCUCGCUUGGAAGCUGAGUUGGAUGGUGUCAAGCUUCAAGCACGCAAGUUGAGCCAAUUAUUAAACAAAAGCGAGAGUCGAAAUGAAGAAUUGGAUCGUGAGCGUGCCAUGAGUGCAGAAGAGGAAAUUCUAUGGCAAGAGGAGAUGAAAGAUCAUGCCUCUGCAUACGCUCGUCAACAAGCAGCCAGAGCGAGAGCUGCUCAAACGGUUCAAAGCACACCGGGCAAUGCGAAUGGCUCAAUAGAAACACCUAGAAAGGAUGCAUCCACAUCGUAUGUCGAUGUCACCGCUGAAAAUGCAUCACGGCCUCCCUCUUCCGCUGUUCAGAGCACACCAGUCAAUGUGCUUGAUGAACCGUUUGAAGAACGAAAGGUGAACUCAUCUGGAGGCAACCUUCCACAAAGUGUUUCUGACAGUUCUUUGGCAGGAUUGGGAAUCUCAUCUGGCGCUGGACCAUCUGCUACGAUUGAUGCUCAAAACGCCCCAGCUGGCUCACCUCUUUCCACAAUUAUCAAAGAGCGUAACAAGCUGAUGGCAGAUAAACGUUAUCUCAAGAGCCGAAUGCGUGAUGCAGAAGCUCAACGUGAUCGAUUGGAAUUGGAGUUGAAAAGUUUGAGACCACUUUUGGUUCGUGGUGUACCUUCGAAGAAUACCGUUGCAUCUCAACUCACAGCGACACCUACCACUCCUGGCCGUUCACACAAGCGUGAUCGAAGCAAAAGAAGAAAGCAAGCCAUGAUGGGUGAUGCAGAGGCUGAACAUCUCCUUCUUGCCGCUCGUCGUUUGCAAAAGACAAGAUCGAACAAGGAAGUGGAAGAAAAUGGAAGACCUACAACCCCUCCUCCGACUGCUGCCACAAAUCCUCUUGCUCCAAGAACACCACGCACGCCAAAGAUCGCCCAUACACCAAAAUCAUCUGCUAUGCUAGAUUCUGUGACACAAAGUGGUGCAUCUUCUAGGAUGGCGCCUGAAAGCGUCAUUGCACCGAAUGCUUCCCCUCUUGCAGGCCGUAAUGGAUCGGUCGGUCGAUGGGGAUCUCAUCAACGUGUUGAUAGCGCUCGUUCGAUUGGCGGUAUUGAUGAUCUUUUACAGGCUGCUCAAACGGUGCUCACACCCGGCGAAAAGCUACGACAACAACAGGAACAAGAGCAGCGAAGAAACAGCGAGCUUCGUGGAGAGGAUGAUGAAGGCGACGCAGCGGAUGUCACGGCUAGGAACGACACGAUGGAAGAUGAACGCUUCCCUCUGCAAGAUAACAGAUUUGCUCAUUUGGACAGAUCUUUGCAAUCUUCAGUUGAUGAAAGUCCAAAGCGAAGGCGUGUAUCUAGUGUGGCUUUGGAAGCGGAUCGCAGACAUUCUGCCAUUCUGAGCUCGCCUGAGAAAGGAUCAUUUUCUACCCUUUCUCGUCGUUUGCGAACCCAUACAGAGGGAGCUGAUCCACAUUCGUCACAAAUGCCAAAUGCAAGUCAAGCUUCUGCUUUGAGUGCAUUGGACUUGCUUGCUGACCAAGCUGCAGCUAGUCAACAACCUUCACAAAGUUCUGAGCAAUCACAUUCGGGUGAAGGAGAGGCUUUCAUGGGCGGUAGAUCAGACGAUUCAGAUGACGGAAUGCACGUUGAUCAUAUGGGACCUAAUGGAACGCCUCAGAUGGGCAACCAUUACUAUCCACGAGGAGCAUACGGUCAUCCAUACGCACAUCCCCCACCCAUGGGUCACGAGGCAUACAGGCUGAACACUCAACCUGGCGCAUACGCAUAUGGACCGGGUGGAUCGCCUGUUGCCAUGUCAUCUUCACAAGGAUGGACGUCACAGAACAUUCCUCCAGGCAGGAAUGGAAUCUAUAGCCCACCUGCAGCACAUCAUGCCAGAUUUGCAUUACAAAGUGGACCAAGAAUCAGUUCAGGGUUCGUGACAAACAUGCAAGAUGGUCCUAGAUUGGCAAAAGCGAAUCAAAUGAUGAAUGUGAAUAUGAUGAACGGUGGUGCGGUUGAUCCAGGCUACAGUGAUGAUGAAAGUGUAGGUACUACACAACGUACACCUCAAAAAGGCGGUAAUACAAGCCCAGAUAAACGUUUACCGUAUGUUCGUUGGUCAGAAGAGGAAGAUCAACGGUUGAGAAGGGCGAUCAAAGAGUUCGGGCAGAGAUGGGAAUCGGUGGCCCGCGUGGUAGGAUCGCGAACGUAUCAUCAAUGUCGUCAACGAUAUUUGCUCAUGCGUCGCAAGGAGGCUGCGGCCAAAGAAGGACACAAUGGAUCUGGAGAUGAUUUGAGGGCAUGAUUAUGUUUCUUGCGUUUUUCUUUUAAUGCCGGAUUGCUACAGCUGGAAAAAUUUAUCUGCAUGAUUUUUUGCUUAUACGGAAAACAUUUUUGCUCUACAUUAAUUAUUCAAACUGGCUCUCUCCAAUGCUUGAGCUGCUUUCCCUGUGUUUUUUGCGAACUUAUAUCACUACUUUUUGGAUUUCGACAACAAUGUAUUACAAACCCAAUAUGAAUCGAUGUAUAAAGAGCUUU